UCCCUAAACAGCUCCAGCAUUAAUUUUUCUGCCUCCGGACACAUCUUCCACAACUCUCCUCUACGACACAAUGUAAACAAAGCAGCGCGCGGCUGGACAAGACCAACCUGUCGGUCUUGUUGGCUGGGCUGGCAAUUCCAGCCGCCAGGCACAAAAGUCCAGCAGGCGGAGCAACGCAGCUUGCGGCGGCUGGCAACUCAGCAGCGAAUUGCCAAGUGUGAUCCCGCCUUUAUGAUCAUACCGAUGGCGAUGAAAUACAAGUGACGAGAAUGGUAAUGAUGACGAUGAUGGCAACGAUGACGAUGAAGAUAUAAAUCAUGUAAAAGUCACAGGAAAAUAGUGAAGGAGAACUGGCAGAAGUGCACUGGUGGCUCGUGAUGCAGCACUAAGUGAUCUCCUUAUCCCGCCCACCCACCGGUCUCCUCACCACUUGCCCCCGAUAAAGACCACGACUGUAUCCUCCUCUGGCCAUAAGUCAUCCAGCUGCCUAUACCGGUGCUGUGUGGUCGCCACGUCGUCGCUUCUGAAAAAUACGAAUAAUAUAUCAAGACGAGACGAGUGACAACAACCGACCGAUGAUACGAAAUUCAAGUGUGGCCGCGUGACAACAGGCAGCCAGCUUCAACAACAUGGACGGAAAACUUUCGCCAGAAGAGGGCAAGAAGAGAGAGGAGAGCAAGGAAGGGUACAUAACAAGAUGGAAGAGUGUUAUUCCUUGCCCUCCUGUGCCAGACACAAACCUUGCUUCUUUCCUUUUGAGAGAGAUGGCCAACCAUGGAGGAAAGCAGGCAUUGGUCGACGCCGUCACUGGACAGCACUACACCUACAGCGACAUAUGUGCGAUGGUGCCGCGCGUGUGUGCCAACCUUGCCGCAGCGGGCGUGAGUGCCGGGGAUGCGGUGCUGCUCGUCUCCCCAAAUGGCAUAGAAUUCCCCAUAGCCCAGUUGGCUAUCCAGCUCCUCCCCGCCACCUGUGUGGCAGCAAGCCCCUUUCUCUCUCCAGACGAGCUGGUCCACGUGAUGAGGGUGGGUAUGGCGCGCUGGGCUGUGGUGGACGAGAGUGUGUUGGGAGUGAUUGAAAAGGUCACUACCAUGCUCCCCAACACCCUAAGAGAAAUAUGGGUGAUAGGUUCCUCCUCCAAAAGCCACCCUUCCUUCUAUUCACUCAUGAAGACGGAAAGAUGGGCUGCCUGGCCACCGCAAGUAGAGAACUCUUCCUUCAACCCAGCAAGGGAGGUGGCCUUGAUGCAGUUUUCCUCAGGGACAACAGGUCUCACCAAAGGUGUAAUGCUGUCUCAUCGCAACUUGCUCACACUCUACAUGCAAGUCAAAUAUUUUGUGGAGGAUGUGGACAAUAAAAAGAAGGCCAGUGGUGAACCUGACUCUGAAGCAGAUAUAUUGAGCAGGGUGCUUCUGUUCAUCCCUCUACACCACAACUAUGCCACUAUUAUGUUUAAUUAUGUUGUCAUUGUUGGCGGUUGUUGUGUGAUGAUGAAAACGUUCUCCCCACAUUCCUUUUUCAACGCGUUGCAAAAAUAUAAGAUUACGUAUGCGCCUAUUGUGCCGCACAUCGCCAACUUCCUGCUCCACACACCCUUGCUGAAGGAAUACGACAUCUCCUCCCUCAAGUCGCUGGUUAGUGCAUCAGCCCCGCUUCCACCCUCGACUAAACAGGCCCUCACAACAAGGAUGGACUGUGCCAUGAGACAAGGUUACGGGCUUACUGAGACCUGCGCAACCGUCGCUUCCACAAUCCCACAUGUUUAUUCCAAGAUGGGUUCAGUGGGACGUGUGAUGCCCUACCUGGAGGUGAAGAUCGUGGCUCCAGAGAGUAGUAAGGGACUCCCGCCAGGGGAGGAGGGGGAGGUGUGGGUGAGGAGCCCAGCGAUAAUGCUGGGGUACGCCAACGUCCCAGGAGCGACCGCCUCCCCAUCAGCACUGAAGGAAGGGGGAUGGCUGCCCACGGGAGACCUCGGCCACUGUGACCAUGAAGGUUUCCUUUUCAUCACCGACAGGAUCAAGGACAUGAUCAAAGUGAAGGGCUUCCAGGUGUCUCCCAGAGAACUGGAGGAUGUGCUACGAAGGGUGGAGGGGGUGAGAGAAGUGGCGGUGAUAGGGGUGCCGUCCCCCCGCCUGGGUGAAGCCCCUCGAGCCUAUGUGGUGCCCCUCCCUGGAGAGGCGACUCCCUCCUCACAGGUCUUGAAGGAUUAUGUGGCAGCAGCGCGCCUGCCGCCACACAAGCACCUAGCUGGCGGCGUGCAGGUGGUGGACGCCAUCCCCAAGAACUCCAUUGGCAAGGUACUCAAGAGGCGCCUUCGCGACGAGUACCUCAGGGCUGAGGCGGCCAAGAAGACUGCUGGUCCGCCCUCCAAACUGUGACGCCUCACUCUGGUGGAGGUGGAGCUUGAAGUGUGUACUGGUAGCACUUUUUCUCCCGAGGAAUAACCCGUUCAGGUCACCAGACUUCAACCUGCCCUUUUCCCAGAAGUUGAGAGUGAUCUUUCAAUACGGCCGGACAAUUUCGCUGUGUGUUAUCUCCCUUUGUACAUAAAUUUUGGAAGUACACAUACCUUGGGUAUAAGGCGAGUGUGAAUUUCCCCCGGCUCCCAUCGUAACUAACUUUGACUUACAGUGACAGCUGGUACUUCUUCGUGAGUAGCUGAGGAAGGAAGGGAACAUUACGUCAGCCACAUUCCGUGCUGUAAAAAGCACAAGGACGUAACAUCUUUAUAGCAUUAUAUACCUGCAACUCACAAAGAAACUGAGAUGGCUUUAUGAAUAAUAAAAGGGAAAAACUAUCAUAAAAAGAUUCAUAUUUUUAUACAUAAUACACUCCAGAAACAAGUUUAAUUUAAUGUAGUGUAAAAUAAGCGUGAUGAAUGCGCUGAAUACCAAACACAGUGGAAACGUUUAAGGGAAGAGAUCAUAAAUGUUAUACCCUUUUUUUCAUUUUUUUUUUUUUUUUUCGCUCCUUCUCUUCUGUAAAUGAAAUAUGAUAUGGAAUGACCGUAGGUCAAUGUGGCAGCCUUCACUAUUGCUUACUUACCUUAAUACAUACUAUUAGCUACUCAAGAAAUAUUCACGACGCGUUAAAGAACUAGAAAGUUUAUUGAGAAGUUUAUUUUUGUUUUAUCAUUAUCGCAGAAGGACAAAUUUUCGUGUGAAGGAGGCAGUUAUCUAUCACGCAUGUGCGCGCGCAUGCGAUAGAUAACUUACCUUUAGGAUUAAUGUUAAGUAUUUCCCCACCCCCUAUGUACAUUUUCAGUUUGUUAACUGUCUAAAUAAUAAACCGUUUAUUAUUA
Molecule: messenger RNA, 3301 nt
Organism: Scylla paramamosain (green mud crab)
Lineage: Eukaryota; Metazoa; Arthropoda; Malacostraca; Decapoda; Portunidae
Exons: 12
Coding region: 630-2378 (582 amino acids)
Molecular function (GO): CoA-ligase activity
Source: RefSeq, a predicted model, not a curated record